AUGGAAACUCGAAAAACUCUCUCACCUUCCUUGUUGAUUUUCUUCCUUAUUACCAUUUCCCUGUGUCAAUCAAAGGCACUAUCAAGUGAGGAACACAGUACUGUGAAGGCUCAUAGAGGACCUGUGGUGCAGAGGGAUCAAAGGAAGAUAUUGUUUAACAGUGAAGAUGGAAAAAUCUCUGCCACUAAUGUCAAAGAUGGACAAAACACACCACCUUAUCAUCUUCAGUUCUUUACAUUGGAACCUAACUCUGUGUUUCUUCCUGUGCUUCUACAUGCCGCUAUGGUCUUUUAUGUUCAUACAGGGAGUGGAAAGCUGACAUGGGCAAAUGAAGAUGGUACUGGUACAAUGGAUAUACAUGAAGGAGAUGUAUGUAGCCUUAGAGAAGGAUCUGUUUUCUAUAUACACAGCAACUUGGAAUCACACAGGAAGAAACUGAGGAUAUAUGCAAUGUUUACUAAUACUGAUGAAAGCACUUUUGAUCCAUCAAUUGGUGCUUACUCGAGGGUCAAUGAACUAGUCAAAGGCUUUGAUAAGAAUAUCAUUCAAGCAGCUUUUAAGGUGCCGGAAGAUUUGGCUGAGGCAAUCACAGACAACAGAGAGGCACCAGCAAUAGUGCAUGCAGUUCCAGUGAAGAAGCAUAACAAUGUCUUGGAAUUGGAGAAUUCAUUUCUAAAAUACUUAAGAGGCAUUCAAUCCAACUCCAAGAAGCUCAAAGUAUACAACAUCUUUGAUAAUGAUCCUGACUUCAGAGAUGACUAUGGUUGGACCUCAACAGUGACCAAAAAGCAAGUCAAAGAAUUACAGCAUCACAACAUUGGAUUUUUCAUGGUGAAUUUGAACCCGGGAUCAAUAUUGGCGCCACAUUGGAAUCCAUUGGCAGCAGAAAUAGCAGUGGUGUUGCAGGGGGAAGGUAUGGUAAGAAUAGUAUGUGGAAGCAACAAUGAUCAUGAAUGUGAAAACAAGAGGUUUAGAGUUAAGCAAGGAGAUGUUUUUGUGGUGCCUAGAUUUCAUGUAAUGGCUCAAAUGUCAUUUGCUAGAGGGCCACUUGUUUUUAUGGGAUUCAGCACUGCUGCAAAGAAAAAUCAUCCUCAGUUUUUGGCUGGUAAAGGAUCAGUGCUUCAAACUCUAGACAAACAGAUAGUUGCUACAUCUUUAGGUGUAAACAAAGCAGCCAUUGACAAGCUUUUGGAUGAUCCAGUUGAUUCGAUCAUUUUCGGGUGUAGUUCUUGCGCAGAGGAAGAGGAGAGAUUAAUGGAGGUAGAAGAGGAGGAGGAAAGGGAGGAGGAGGAGAAGAGGAGGAAAGAGGAAGAAGAGGAAGAAGAAAAAGAGAGGGAAAGAAGAGAAAAAGAGGAAGAAGAGAAGAGAGAGGAGGAAGAAAAAGAGAGGGAAAGAAGAGAAAAAGAGGAAGAAGAGAAGAGAGAGGAGGAAGAAAAAGCGAGGGAAAGAAGAAGAAAAAGAGAAGAGGAGGAGGAAGAAAGGAAAAGUGAGGAAGAAGCAGCUAGAAGACAACAAGCAGAGAGGGAAAGGAGAAGACAAGAGAAGGAAGCAAAGAGAGAGGAAGAGGCAAGGAGGAGAGAAGAGGCGGCAAGAAGAGAGGAAAAGGUAAGGAGGGAGCAAGAAGAAGUUAGAAGAGAGAAAGAAGAAGCUAGAAAACAAGAGCAGAAAGAGAGGGAAAGAGAAGAGGAAGCUGUGAGAGAAAAGGAAGAGGCAGAGAGGGAGCAAGAAGCAGCUAGAAAGCAAAAGAAAGAGGAGAAGAAGAGGGAAGAGGAAGCUGUGAGAGAAAAGGAAGAGGCAGAGAGGGAGCAAGAAGCCGCUAGAAAACAAAAGGAGGGGGAGAAGAAGAGGGAAGAGGAAGCUGAGAGAGAAAAGGAAGAGGCAGAAAGGGAGCAAGAAGCGGCUAGAAAACAAAAGGAGGAGGAGAGGGAAAGAGAAAAGGAAGCAGAAGCAGAAGCUGGAGAAAAAGCUAGAGAACAGAAAGAAAAGAGAGAAGCAGCUAAAAGAGAACAAGAGAAGAGGGAAAAGAAAGAGGAGGAAGAAAUGGAACUGGAAAGGGAAAAGGAAAGGAAGAGAGAAGAGGCAGAGAGAGAGGAAGAAGCAGCUAGAAAAGAACAAGAGAAGAGGGAAAGGAAAAGAGAAGAGAAGGAAGCUAGGAGAGAGGAAGUGAGGAGAAAAAAAGAGACAACGGAAUGGGAAUGGGAAGAAGAAGAAGCAGCCAGAAGGCAACAAGAAGAAAGGGAGAAGAAAAGAGAGCAAGACAGUGGGAGUAGCUUUGAAGGAAGAAGAAUUCUGAAGAUUAGUAAGAUUGUGUGA
Molecule: messenger RNA, 2313 nt
Organism: Vicia faba (fava bean)
Lineage: Eukaryota; Viridiplantae; Streptophyta; Magnoliopsida; Fabales; Fabaceae
Source: the annotation of a GenBank genome assembly